Molecule: messenger RNA, 1473 nt
Organism: Sinocyclocheilus rhinocerous
Lineage: Eukaryota; Metazoa; Chordata; Actinopteri; Cypriniformes; Cyprinidae
Product: chloride intracellular channel protein 2-like
Exons: 5
Coding region: 150-896 (248 amino acids)
Source: RefSeq, a predicted model, not a curated record
AGACAGCAGAAAGCAAGAGUCUGAAUAACUUUCACACAUUACAGCUGCUUGCGAAUCUUUUGGGGAUCUUCAACUCUCUGGUUAAUUUGUGGAAUACUUUUCACAGAGGUCUGGACUGACUAAAAUCUUUUUCCUGCUGAAAAAAAAAAAUGGCACUCAGACAAGACUCCGAUAAAGAACCACGAAUCGAGCUCUUCAUAAAAGCGGGUCAUGAUGGAGAGAAUGUGGGGAACUGUCCCUUCUGCCAGAGACUCUUCAUGGUUCUUUGGCUGAAAGGAGUGAAGUUCACAGUAACCACUGUUGACAUGAGGAAGAAGCCAGAAGAGCUAAAAGACUUAGCUCCAGGUACCAACCCUCCUUUCCUCCUGUACAAUGGCACGCUGAAGACCGACUUCAUUAAGAUCGAAGAGUUCCUGGAGACCACCCUCGCCCCUCCCCGGUAUUGUGCAUGUCUGUUAGCUCAUGUAAUGCCAUAUCAAACAUAUUGGCUUCACUUUGACAAAAAAAACACUAUAAUGUACUAUAUCACUCUUAAAUAUGUUUUUUCUCUACUGUUUGAUUCCUCAGUCCACGAAAAAGCCUUAUUGAGGGAGUUUAAGCGCCUGGAUGACUAUCUGAACACUCCGCUUCAGGAUGAGCUGGAUCAAAACAUCAGCGAAUCCAAAAGAAAGUUCCUUGAUGGCAACCGCUUGACACUGGCAGACUGCAACUUGUUACCAAAGCUGCACGUCAUCAAGGUUGCUGCCAAAAAGUACUGCAAUUUUGAGAUUCCUGCUCAGUUCACUGGAGUGUGGCGUUACCUGCAGAAUGCAUAUGAGAGAGAAGAGUUCAGCCAGACCUGUCCAGCUGAAAUUGAAAUUGAGAAAGCCUAUCUGAGUGUGGCCAAGAGGAACUGAGCUUCAGAUUAAUGAAGCAAUAUUGUGAUUAAAAUGUUUAAAUAGUGUAAAUAAAACUAAAUAAAAGGUUUAUAGCCAUCUACAUAGUUGUAGUUCACAGGUAUAGAAAUCUAUUACAGUGAAGACAAAAAAAAAAAAAAAACACACCACACCACACACAGUUUGCUUUCAUUGUGCCUGCGAUCUUAAAGCCCAUUAGAUUUACUAGAAUACUUCUGAGUGUCUGCUACAGUCAAAUAGGCUUUAUUCUGGUAGUUUUAGAGGUUAUAGGAUCCUUUGCAAAUGAUCUUGAGCACAACAGUCAACAGAGUUGUGCUUUUAACUGCAUAUCAUAUGUAAUUGUUUUUUUGUGCAUAUUUGUGUAUAUAUAUAUUUUACAUUCAUUAGGGCGUAUUCAGUUACAUGUAAUGUAUACCUAAAAAGUCUAUGUGUUUUAAUCAUCUGUAGGAUUGAGCUAAAAACACUGUAGAGACAAAAGUUUAGUCAAAUCACGCGCAGAACUGGAGUCAGUGAGUCAUGCGGCAGUAAUGGUUGUUUUGUAUUAAGGGUUAUUGUGAUGGAUGUAUGAGUUUAAGAA